GUAUCUCAACCACCGAACACACCAAGCUCGCUAUCGAUUGCGGCUCCGAAUAAUGACGAGGGUGUCGAGAGUGGAACGGAUUUCGAGACAGUCGAUGACACUUCCACAGAUCGCAAACGCAACAUGCGUGUGAAAUAA
This is a messenger RNA of Anisakis simplex (herring worm), 138 nucleotides long. Lineage: Eukaryota; Metazoa; Nematoda; Chromadorea; Rhabditida; Anisakidae. The record is from the annotation of a GenBank genome assembly.